Fusarium sp. VM40 is the source of this 777-nucleotide messenger RNA. Lineage: Eukaryota; Fungi; Ascomycota; Sordariomycetes; Hypocreales; Nectriaceae. The record is from the annotation of a GenBank genome assembly.
AUGUCCUACCCUGACCUUACCUUUUUCAAGGCCCUGUCCUUUGAUGUGUAUGGGACCCUCAUCGACCAAGAACCUGGUAUGAUCCGUGGCUUACAGCCCAUCAUUUCCCGGCUUCCAACAAAGAGCGAGUACAAGCAGAAUCCCUCACUGUUGAUCCAGCGGUUUGAUGAGAUUAUUAAGGGCAUUGAAGCCGCGGAGCCAACUCUUCGUCACGACAUCAUUCUUCUACGCUCUUUUGAAGACCUUGCAAAUGAACUGCAAGUGUCUGUACCCGAGGAUGAAACCAAACAUGUUGGGUCGAUUCCCGGUACCUGGCUACCUUAUCCCGACACGAUCCCUGGUCUGCAGAUCCUGAAGAAACAUUACAAGUUGAUCACCCUUACAAACAUGGACAACGCGAAUGUUUCACAAACUCUAAAGCAUCUCGAGCCAAUUGAGUUCGACAAGGUCUGCACUGCCGAAGACAUCGGCAGUUACAAGCCUGCUAAAAAUAACUUCGACUACCUAUUUGAGAGCGUGAAGAAAGAUCUGCACGUGAGCAAGGACCAGGGAGAAUUACUUCACGUAGCUAGAAGCUUAACUGCAGACCACGUCCCAGCGAAACGCUUUGGCCUGAGGAGCGUUUGGAUCUCGCGGGGCGGAAGCACGAAGGAGGGACAGGGAGUUGGAGGUGACUACGAGAAAUUGGAACAGGACGUGGCGUUUGAAUGGAGAUUCGAGACCAUUGGAGAGUUUGCUGAAGAAGUAGAAAGGCAAUUUCGAGAGAAGAGCGCGUAG